Danaus plexippus (monarch butterfly) is the source of this 4578-nucleotide messenger RNA. It is a transcript of the gene ATPCL, whose product is annotated as ATP-citrate synthase. The transcript has 24 exons. NCBI's taxonomy places the organism in Eukaryota, Metazoa, Arthropoda, Insecta, Lepidoptera, Nymphalidae. Gene Ontology annotation, biological process: fatty acid biosynthetic process; acetyl-CoA biosynthetic process; citrate metabolic process. The record is from RefSeq and is a predicted model, not a curated record. Gene Ontology annotation, molecular function: ATP citrate synthase activity. Gene Ontology annotation, cellular component: cytosol. Bases 204 to 3467 code for a protein of 1087 amino acids.
AAUCUUGUAAAAGUCAAUUGUCAAUGAACAAUCCAAUUCGUAGUUUCGGUCGCAUCGUAUGAUCGGGUACAUAUAUUAUUAAAAUAUACUUUAAAAAGAUCAUAAUUUCUUGAAGCUUACCGUGUAAAUUCCAAACAGGGGAGAAGUUUUUUGGUAGGAGGAUAUCAGCUCUAUGACGCGUGUACAGUACUAAAAAGCACAAAAUGUCUUCUAAGGCUAUAUACGAGGCUGCUGGCAAGGAUCUUAUCAACAGACACAUAGAAGCAGGCACAGCUCUGGUGCCCUGUAGGUUCGCCGUCUUCGAACAGGGUACCGUGUGGGAGGAUGAGCUUGGAAAGAACCCGUGGCUCACCAAGGAGCAACUAGUGGUGAAGCCCGACCAGCUGAUCAAGAGACGAGGCAAGUUGGGACUGGUGGGUGUGAAUAAAACGGCGGCGGAGGUCAGGCGCUGGCUGGCCGAGCAUGACUCCAAGGAGCAGAAGGUCGGAGCGGCCGCGGGGAAGCUCAGGAGAUUCGUGGUGGAACCGUUCGUGAAGCACGAUCCGAGCGAGGAGAUGUACCUGUGCAUCCAAUCAGGCCGACGAGCGGACACCAUCAUGUUCCAUCACCAGGGCGGAGUGGACGUGGGUGAUGUGGACGCGCUGGCUCUCAGGAUGGAUAUCCCCGUGGACACUUUCCCAUCCAUCGAGGACAUUGAUCGUGUACUGUUGAAGAACAUCAAAGCCACAACAACAAAGAGGAUCCUGUCAAAGUUCAUCGUGAGCCUGUACCGCGUGUUCGUGAACCUGUACUUCACGUACAUGGAGAUCAACCCGGUGGUGGUGACCAACGAGCGAGUCUACCUCCUUGACCUGGCCGCCAAGUUGGAUCAGACGGCGGAUUUCAUAUGCGCCAAGAACUGGGGGGAGAUCACCUUCCCCCCGCCCUUCGGCAGGGACGCGUACCCCGAGGAAGCUCAUAUAGCUGAUCUGGACGCUAAGAGCGGGGCUAGCUUGAAGCUGACGGUGCUGAACAAGUCCGGGCGUAUCUGGACGAUGGUGGCGGGCGGCGGGGCGUCCGUGGUGUACACGGACACGGUCUGCGCCCUGGGCGGGGCGGCCGAGCUCGCCAACUACGGCGAGUACUCCGGGGCGCCCACCGAGAGCCAGACAGCCGACUACGCCAAGACCAUAUUCAGUCUCAUGUGCAGAGAGAAGCAUCCCAAGGGCAAGGUCCUGAUUAUCGGUGGAGGCAUCGCGAACUUCACGAACGUGGCGGACACCUUCCGCGGCAUCAUCACCGCCAUCGAGACGUACCGGGACGCUCUGCUACAGUACAACGUCACCAUCUUCGUGAGGCGGGGCGGCCCCAACUACCAGGAAGGGCUGAGACAAAUGCGUGAAGUGGGGCAGCGUCUCCGUAUCCCCAUGUACGUGUUCGGUCCGGAGAGCAACAUGACCGCCAUCGUGAGGCUGGCUCUGGGACACGCGGUCAUACCCAGCGACCACCAGCUCGACUACGCCCCAAAACAGCUGCCCAAGCCAGACACCGCUCCGUCCCCGCAGAUCGAGCUUCCAGAGCUGAGCCCGUCCCUGCUGGAGCUGGUGUGCUCGCAGGCGCCCACCAGGAGCGACCUCGGCCAGCAGCUGUCCACAGCCAGGCCGCUGUUCAGUGACAGGACCAAGGCUAUAGUGUGGGGAAUGCAGAACAGGGCUAUACAGGGUAUGCUCGACUUCGACUACGUGUGUCGCCGCAGUGAACCGUCAGUGGUGGCCAUAGUGUACCCCUUCACCGCUGACCACAAACAGAAGUACUACUUCGGCACUAAGGAAGUGUUUAUACCCGUGUUUAGUGACAUGGAUGUAGCUAUGAGGAAACACCAAGAGGCGACCGUCCUUGUUAACUUCGCGUCCCUCCGGUCAGCUUACGACAGCACCAUGCAGGCGAUGCAGCACCCACAGAUCAACACAGUCGUUAUUAUAGCGGAGGGCAUACCGGAGAAUAUGACGAGGAAGAUUAUCAAGCUAGCCGACGACAGAGGGGUGAAUAUAAUCGGUCCGGCCACAGUGGGUGGUAUCAAACCCGGAUGUUUCAAGAUUGGCAACACUGCCGGCAUGAUCGACAACAUUAUAGGCAGCAAGUUGUACAGACCUGGCAGCGUGGCGUACGUGUCCCGUUCCGGCGGCAUGAGUAACGAGCUGAACAACAUCAUAUCCAAGGAGGCGGACGGCGUGUGCGAGGGAGUCGCCAUAGGGGGCGACAGAUACCCGGGGACCACCUUCAUAGACCACCUGAUGAGGUACGAGGCGGAUCCUAACGUGAAGAUGCUGGUGCUCCUGGGCGAGGUGGGCGGAGUUGAGGAGUACCACGUGUGCCGCGCCAUCAAGGACGGGAGGAUCACGAAGCCGCUCGUCGCCUGGUGUAUAGGGACGUGCUCCGACAUGUUCACGUCUGAGGUACAGUUCGGGCACGCGGGUUCGCUCGCCGGCUCGGCUCUAGAGAAGGCCGCUGCUAAGAAUAAGGCAUUGGCCAAACACGGGGCGGUGGUGCCAGACUCGUUUGACACUCUGGGGGCGGCCAUUAAUAAGGUUUACAAGAAGCUCGUCUCCGAAGGCAAGAUAAUUGAGAAGGAAGAGGUCGGCCCACCAAAAGUACCCAUGGAUUACGACUGGGCUCGGAAACUCGGUAUAAUUCGUAAGCCGGCAGCGUUUGUGAGCACUAUAUGCGACGAGCGAGGCCAGGAGUUGAGCUACUGCGGCGUGCCCAUAACGUCCAUACUGGAGAAACAGAUGGGGGUCGGUGGUACCAUCAGCCUGCUGUGGUUCCAGCGCGAGUUGCCGGACUGGGCGUGCAAGUUCUUUGAGCUGGUGCUGAUAGUGACGGCCGACCACGGGCCCGCUGUCUCCGGGGCUCACAAUACGAUGGUCACCGCGCGGGCCGGCAAGGACCUAAUAUCGUCUGUGGUCUCCGGGCUGCUUACUAUCGGGGAUCGUUUCGGCGGUGCCCUGGACAGAGCUGCCGCGGAUUUCUGUGCUGCUUACGAUCGAGGGCAGCACCCCCAGGAGUUUGUUAACGAGAAACGUGCCAAGGGCGAACUUAUUAUGGGGAUCGGACAUCGCGUGAAGUCUAUCAACAACCCAGACUCGCGCGUUCGCGAGCUGAAGGCGUAUGUGACGUCACGCUGGCCCGCGUGGCCGGUGACGAGGUACGCCCUGGACGUGGAGGCGAUCACCACGAGGAAGAAGCCCAACCUGAUCCUGAACGUGGACGGCAUAGUGGCCGCCGCCAUGGUGGACCUGUUCCGACACUGCCAGCUCUUCUCGCAGGAGGAAGGUAACAGCUACAUCAGUAUGGGCUCUAUAAACGCGUUGUUCGUGCUCGGCCGCACUAUCGGCCUGGUCGGACACUACCUGGACCAGAAGCGUCUCAAGCAGCCUCUGUACCGUCAUCCCUGGGACGACAUCACCUACAUGUCCCCUCUCAACUAAGCAACGAGCAGAUUUCUGUUCAGAGAUGGCGCUGUCGGUAGAGGUAAUUUAGUGCUACAGAGCUUCGUCCACAGAUGGCGCUGUCAACAAAGUCUAAUAUUACAAAACUAUAGACGGUUCCAUCCAUAGAUGGCGCUAAUAAUAAUAUUAAAAUUCAAGAAUACUUUACGGCCUCAUCCAGGAUGUCGCUGUAAAUAAAUUUUACCUUUCGAGAGUCUGACAGCUCCGUCGACAGAUGGCGCUAAUUGUUACUUCGAAUUUGAACAAGAGAUGGCGCUGUCACUGGAAGCAUUCAACCCUAUUUUUAUAUAAAUUAUUCACUGUUGGAACAUAAAAAUAUUUAUUGACGAUGGACAGCGCCAUCUGUUAUAUAUCAUUUCGUAUAGAAUUUAAUAGAGAGAAAUAGUUUUGGGAUAACAAAUGUAGUUUGUAAUGCAAUGUUAUUUAUCACGUCCGUUAGAGCUACAUAAUAAAAUGAGUACAUUCCGUGAGCUCCACGUGCUUGUGUUUAAGAGUAAUGCUUCUCUGAUGAUGCACGCAGAACGCAGAUUACAAGGAAUAAAUGAACACAUUAUAUGACAGAGUGAAUAUUAUAUAAUUAAGGUCACAAAUAAGUUAUUGUUCUAGACUUUAACAGUACGGAGGAAACAAAAAAAAUAUUUAAAAAAAUAAAGAAUUUUGAACUAUUGUAAUGUUUUGAGGGUAGUCCGGCUAUAAAAUAUCCUACACACAUGUUCGUAAAACAGUUUUCUGCUUCCUAUAAUUUUAAUUUACUUAAUACUCAAAAGUGAAUAACGCUCGGUUACAAGCAAACCCAAGAAUAUAUCCUUUGAAUUUGUAAAAGACGUUGAGAUUGUUACGUAUAUUUCCAAGCCGAUUUUUUACUUGUAAAUUAAUGUCAGGUAACUGUAUAUAAGACACAGCAGCGGACUACCCUCUGUAGUUGUAAGUCUAUUGAUUUUUUUUAAAACUAUAAUUUAUUGGUAUAGUUGUGACGGUUGGUAGGUAUCUGUAAAUAUUGGAAUAUGACAAAACAUAUUUGAAUAUAUAUUAUUUUUUAAUUAUUAUAAUUUUGUUUUAUUGCUCAUUUGAAAUAAAAGUUUUUAAGAAA